Messenger RNA from Ilex paraguariensis (yerba mate), 1185 nucleotides. The record is from the annotation of a GenBank genome assembly. NCBI's taxonomy places the organism in Eukaryota, Viridiplantae, Streptophyta, Magnoliopsida, Aquifoliales, Aquifoliaceae.
AUGAUAGCCCAUCUAUUCAAUGCUCCACUAGGAGAGUCAGAGACUGCCGUGGGGGUUGGAACUGUUGGGUCGUCAGAGGCAAUCAUGCUGGCAGGCCUUGCUUUCAAGAGAAAGUGGCAGAAUAAGCGGAGAGCCGAGGGGAAACCAUGCGAUAAGCCUAACAUUGUCACCGGAGCCAAUGUGCAGGUUUGUUGGGAGAAAUUUGCAAAUUACUUCGAGGUGGAACUUAAGGAAGUGAAGCUGAGGGAAGGCUACUAUGUGAUGGACCCGGUUAAAGCUGUGGAACUAGUGGAUGAAAACACCAUAUGUGUUGCUGCUAUCUUGGGUUCGACUCUCAAUGGAGAAUUCGAAGAUGUCAAGCUCUUGAAUGAUCUUUUGCUAGAAAAGAACAAGCAAACUGGGUGGGAUACCCCAAUUCAUGUGGAUGCAGCCAGUGGUGGAUUCAUUGCACCAUUUCUCUAUCCAGAGCUCGAGUGGGAUUUUCGACUUCCAUUGGUGAAGAGCAUCAAUGUUAGUGGGCAUAAAUAUGGUCUUGUGUAUGCUGGAAUUGGGUGGGUGAUUUGGAGGAGCAAAGAAGACUUACCCGAGGAACUUAUUUUUCACAUCAACUACCUUGGAGCUGAUCAACCUACUUUCACCCUCAAUUUCUCCAAAGGUUCAAGCCAAGUUAUUGCUCAGUAUUAUCAACUAAUUCGCUUGGGUUAUGAGGGAUACCAAAAUGUCAUGGAAAAUUGUCGGGACAACGCUCUCGUGCUGAAACGAGGAUUGGAGAAGACAGGCCGAUUCAACAUUGUGUCCAAGGACAAUGGUGUUCCAGUGGUUGCCUUCUCUCUUAAGGAGAACAGUCAGUACAAUGAGUUUGAUGUGUCAGAUAUGCUGCGCAGUUUUCAGUGGAUUGUGCCUGCCUACACCAUGCCACCGGAUGCUCAACAUGUGACAGUGCUUCGGGUUGUCGUGAGGGAAGAUUUCUCAUGCACCCUAGCCGAGCGCCUAGUGGAUGAUAUCACAAAAGUCCUCCAUAAAUUGGAUACCCUCCCUGCUAAACUAAGUGUCAAUAUGAUAUCCAGUUAUCAGAAAGGGAAAAAUGGCACCGUGGUGAAGAAAACAACACUCGAGACGCAGAGGGAAAUAACUAAUGCUUGGAAGAAAUUUGUCAUGGAUAGGAAAACCAAAGUAAUUUGCUAG